Messenger RNA from Kwoniella botswanensis, 1947 nucleotides. RefSeq lists its product as uncharacterized. Gene Ontology annotation, cellular component: Mon1-Ccz1 complex; fungal-type vacuole membrane. NCBI's taxonomy places the organism in Eukaryota, Fungi, Basidiomycota, Tremellomycetes, Tremellales, Cryptococcaceae. Gene Ontology annotation, biological process: vesicle-mediated transport; protein targeting to vacuole. The coding region runs from base 1 to 1947 and encodes 648 amino acids. The transcript is spliced from 13 exons. The record is from RefSeq and is a predicted model, not a curated record.
AUGUCCCAUCCCUCCUCACCCUCACCUUCUUCCCCUCCCCGACUCGACAAUUCUACCUCAUCCUUGAUUUCCCCACCUUCCUUCCCACCUACACCAUCCCGUACCACCUCUCAACUUUCUCUCGCUUCCACAGCCAACGCACACCUCUCACCUCCGUCUACGACCGAGAUAAGCCCUCGUAGGAGAGCACAUUCAAACCCAAAUGUAUUGUCUCGUAGAGACAGAUCAGUCCCGUCUACACCGACUAAAUCGAAGAAUUCUAAUGGUCUGUUGAAUGCACCUUAUGGGAGUUUAGCGUUACGAUCUAGAACAUCCAGCUCAACCGCUACGCCUACAGUAGCUUCUUCUUCCAGAUCUUUGUUCGAGGGAUUACCUGGUUCUGCCCCCGGAUCAGGGGGAAAUAUAGACUCAAAGGAUUUCGAGGGAUUAUCGAUCAAUGCAAGUGCAAGUGGAAAUGAUACACCGGCAAGUUCGAGGAAAGGUAAGGAGAAGGAAAAGGAGAAGCAAGUAGAUGAAGGUGUAGAAGGUGAGAUGAGCUUGUCAAUAGGGGAUGUAAGGAAAGGAUUGAGGGAGUUGGUAAGGAGGAAUACGGUAUCUGCUGCAGAGGUAAGACGGAAUGAUAGAGUGGAAGAUCCAAAGAAUGAGCUGAAAGAUACGAAAGAUGAUCCUGAUCCUGGUCCACAUGUUAUUGAUGGUAUCACGAAACAUAGUAUAUCUCGAUAUAUGCCUAGAAGAUAUUACGUUUUGACGAAUGCUGGUAAACCUGUGUUUAGCUCCCAUCACAACUCACCUCAAGAUAAUAUAACGGAACUGAUGGCAAUCGCUUCGACCCUUAUAUCGAUCUUUCAAGAAGACGAUGAUAAGAUACGGUGUAUAAUCAAAGGUCAGACCCGAAUAGGAUUUCUGCUCAAACCGCCUUUAUACCUCUUCGCAGUCAGUGAUUGGGGUGAACCCGAACAUGUUCUCCGCUCUCAUCUCGAAUACAUCCACCUGCAUAUCUUAUCUGUAGUGUCUUCCACUCAGCUAUCAAGGGUUUUUCAGCGGAGAAGCAACUUUGAUCUAUCGCGGUUGUUAGAAGGCACAGAAACAUUCUUGAACAAACUCACAGAUAGAUCUCAAUUCGAUUUCAGCUAUCUCACUUCGACUUUACAACCACUCAGGAUGAACCCUGCUUCAAGGGAUAUGGCUGGUGCCGCUCUGAUGCCCCCAAGUAAAUUCAAUGAUCUGCUGUAUGUACUGCUUAUUGCGGAUGGACGGAUAGUCACACUUCUUAGACCAAGGAAACAUGCUGUACAUCCUUCUGACCUCCAUCUACUGCUCAACACCCUUGCUUCUUCCUCGACAUUGCGGUCUUCCGAAACAUGGCUGCCUAUCUGUUUCCCGAAAUUCAAUCCAGCUGGUUUUGUACAUGCAUACAUAAGCUAUGUGACUGAGGAUGUGGGAUUGGUAUUUGUUAGUGCGGAUAGAGAAGCUUUCGAAGAUCUUAGAGGUUGGAAAAGUAUUGUCAUGGAAAAAUUGGAUCAUGACAAGACUUUGACGAAAAUCACUGAAUCUAUUCCACUUCAUCCUUAUACCGUUUCUGCAAUUGGAUGUCCAGGUCUUCGUCACUUCAUCUACAAAUCUCGAACGUACAUCCAAAUUACUCAACCUGAAUGGGAAGCCCCCUAUACUGAAGAUAGCAUAGAUAGGAAACGUUUGAUCACGCUGUAUCAGAAACUACACGAUAUCGUCCAUGGUCGAUCUGGACAGACCCAGACAUAUAAAUUGGUAUACAUACGUACAGAGCAUGAAGCGUGUUUAGCUUGGUUAACGAAACCAUUCGAGUUGUAUUUGACUGUAUCACCCCAAUUGUCGAAAUCUGCUGUUGUAGCUGCUGCCAAUACGGUCGCAAAGUGGGUUUUGGCCGAAGAAGGACGAGUGUUUUUGAAGGAUGCACCGGUGUUCUAG